AAUUAUGGUUAUGUAAUAUUUUUGUUUAUAUUUUAUAAAAGCUUCCGUCAACUUUUUUUGGGGGCAGAAAAUUAUUCUAGUUCUUUAAUAAAAGCUGCCUAUCUCCUCCAUUGAUGUGGUUCAUUCAUACCUACGCCAACUCAAGUCGUUAUGUGUCCUGCAAUAAUGAAUCAAAAAAUGAUAAGGCCUAAUUUUGCACAGGAAUUGAAGAAAAUGAUCAGACAAUUACGAGGAUCGGAAAACAUAUUCGACUACAAGAGUACGGUGGCAAAUCAGCUCUACCUGUUGUAUUGUUUCAGCGGUAAUAUAUAUUUCACUGAUAAAAUUAGCAAACGAGUGAAAUUUCUCUGCUACAGUGUGAUAUUAUGCCAACUUUUGAUCUCGUAUAGCAUCGGUUUAACGUAUUUUCGGGACAUCAUGUCAGCCUCGAAUAAAAAUUUCACGAUGAUGUUCGACGUUUCCAGCGUAUUCGGUUGUUAUCAAAUAAUCGAGUUCGGGUUCCCACUGAUUUCUUAUUUUUACGGCGAUCGAAUCGAAACGAUGAUCGAUCACGUUGACGCAAUUUUAUCAUCAGAGUGUACCUUAAAUCAGAAUGAAAUCAUGGCUCACGCGAAAGAAAAAUGUCGCUUGUUUAUGGGGCUGUUCGCGAUAUUUUGCUUGGUGUACUUAUCAGCUGGUAGUUUCGAGGUGAUAUUGUUUUUCGACGAAGCUAAGAUCAAGAAUUAUUUGUACUACGCGGCUCCUCCUCCUUUGAUCGGACAAAUCGAGGGGUUACUAAUGUACUUUAUUUUCAACUGCGUUUUGGCCUCAUCUUAUAUACUCGCGUCGCUCAAAGUAUGGUCGGUAUUGUCCAUCGUGUUGUACUGGAAUAUAAUAUGUUGCGAUCAGUUGGUAAGUUUACGCGAUGGGCUUGGUACCAAAAUGCGCGAUUUUGCAGAAUCUCAAGAAUCAUGGAAUACCUGGAAUGUAAUUUUUGAACGCAAUGUGGCGAAUUGCGCGAAACGGUUUCAAAAUAUUAUGAGAUUAGUCGAUUACCUGAGAGGAUUCACCGAGACAAUAGCUUCGUUCUACACUCUGGCUAGUUUUGCUUUUAGUGUUUUAUGUCUUCAUGUCUGCGUGUUGGUAAGGUCCACCUAUUGUUUUUUUUUGUUCAUGUGGAAGUCCAUAGACCUUCACCUACUGCAUAUGUACAUAUAUUUAACUUAAUGAACUUUUCCAAUGUUAGCAAGUACCUACCUAAGUAUACAGUCUAUAUAUUUCAGCAACCUCAUUCAUUGAUUUUAUAAUUAUUGUGUUGCAGAGCGACCUAGCAUUCUUGUUGAAAGUGAAAUCAGCGUUAUUCCUAUUUUAUUGGAUCGGACAAAAUUUAAAUAACUCGGUAAUAUGAAAUAAAAAUAAAAGAAAAGAAAAGAAAAGGUACCUAAUUGACUUCAUUCAUUUGACUUACUAGAUGACCAAACUAUCGAUGGCUGUUUAUUCCACUCCUUGGUACGAGUCGGUGAGGAUGAGAAAGAACGUCCACCUUCUGUUAUGUCAAACACAAUCGAUGAAGGAUUUUGAAAUUAUCAAAGUAUACAGAAUGCUUUUGAAUAAUUGUUCCAAAUAUUUGAAUGGAGUAUUCUCAUUGGCAAAUUUUCUGCGAAAGCUCGACACAAGUAGACAGUUGAAUUUUAUGUAGACCUAGUCGUACAUACUUAUACUCAAACAAGCAAAGCCCAGAUGUAAAAUAUUUUAACGCAAAAGAAUCACUUCGAUUCGGACACAUAACUUGAUUUUUCAAUUUUUGGUGAAUUUUUGAAAAUCAAAGGAUCAAAAAAGAAAAAAAAAUCAUCAAAUUGACUUGGAAAACUAAGAUGUGUAUGUGGUUCGAGCAUAUUUUGGAAGGGGAAUCGGAAACAAAAAUGUUGAAUAAUUUAAAAUGUUCAAGAAGGAUACUAUUAUAUAUUUUGUACUUGACAAAAACAUUGAUUUGGUCAAUUGCAAGGUUGGUGGUACUGGAAUCCAAAAUCAAAAAUUCACCAUUUUCUGCGUAAUUUUUCGUUUUUUCACAACUCCAACAGA
Messenger RNA from Planococcus citri (citrus mealybug), 2061 nucleotides. RefSeq lists its product as uncharacterized. Bases 151 to 1206 code for a protein of 351 amino acids. The transcript has 2 exons. The record is from RefSeq and is a predicted model, not a curated record. Lineage: Eukaryota; Metazoa; Arthropoda; Insecta; Hemiptera; Pseudococcidae.